This is a messenger RNA of Thunnus maccoyii (southern bluefin tuna), 4632 nucleotides long. Its product is annotated as thrombospondin type-1 domain-containing protein 4-like. Gene Ontology annotation, cellular component: extracellular matrix. The coding region runs from base 405 to 3308 and encodes 967 amino acids. Lineage: Eukaryota; Metazoa; Chordata; Actinopteri; Scombriformes; Scombridae. Gene Ontology annotation, molecular function: metalloendopeptidase activity. Gene Ontology annotation, biological process: extracellular matrix organization. The transcript is spliced from 18 exons. The record is from RefSeq and is a predicted model, not a curated record.
CUACAUAUUUACAUGACACACACAGUCACACACACAGAGAGUACUAGUUGCGGCAGGGGGCGCACCAGAGGGUGUCGGUUUCCAGCUUUCUGUCAUUCUGUGUCUUUGUGCGUAAAAGCAGAACCGCCGGAAUCACCAUGUUGAGGGUCCGGACUUUCUACUGCGCCAGGAUUUAAUUCACAGCUCAGCGUACGACAUUACCGAUUUACAUGGCUCAGCACCAAGUCUCUGGAGGGAAACCCUGCAUUUCCACCUGGAUUAUUGUUUCGAACAUGAGGAUACCUGCGCUUGGAAAUAGUCCUGCAGAGUAGGAUACAUUGUUUAGAAAGUACAGUGAAGUAGCUUCUACUUCACCAUACCCGCAUCAGUGAUCUACAGUGUCCAACCUUAAGAAUCCAGGAGCUAUGCAGCAAGACUGUGUCUGGACUAUCAGAGUUUCUGUGCUGCUGCUGUUGCUUUGGUCAGACCCCCUGAACUGCCAACACACAACAGACCACAGGAAGGUUCCUCAUAGGGCAGAGCCCCAACAGGAGUUCAGGGCAGAGCAUGGAGAAAUUCAGGGUUCCUGGGGCGCCUGGGGGCCCUGGUCAACCUGCUCCCGGACCUGUGGAGGAGGAGUACAAGAGCAGAGCAGGCCCUGCCUGCCUGUUUACACUCCAUCCCAAUACCCUCCCGUAAGAGUAGGCAUUCACCACCAUCAGCCAGGCCAUGUUGUUUCAGCCCUACGGCCCACAGUUCCUCUGCACCGUGACACAGCCAGGUACUCCAACAGCAGCAGUCGUGGAGAGCUGAGGAAGGAGAAAGAGACCAGGCCUGGUGGACGCAGGAGGGUCAGUCACAUCAUCCCAGGGAGGUACGGCUAUGGGAGAGCACCUUUUGUUGCUCCGUUGCAGACGAAGGCAGACCAGAGCUCUGGGACGGCUCGCCCCCACAGACAGAGACGCUCUGCUGUGGUGGAUGCCCACCACCCCACAGCUAGAGGCCAUGGCGGCCACAGGUCAAACAACCUGGACCUCUCCAACAACCUCCGCUACUACAGCAGACCCUACAUGCAGCCCAAAAAUAACCAAGUCUGGGCCCCCCUCUACCAGCCUGGCACAGCCAACCAGGCUGUCCAGCAGGAGGUACCAUCAGGGGGCCAGACCUCUGGACCUCAGCAGCACCAAGACAGACCCUACAACCCCUUGCCUACUUCCCUCUGUGCAGGAGAGCAUGCUCGCUACCGGCUCUGCAACAGUAACGCCUGCCCUCUAUCCAGUAGACACAUCAGGGCUGUUCAGUGUUCUUCAUACAACAACCAGCCUUUCAUGGGCAGACUGUACGAGUGGGAGCCUUUCAAUGAGGUUAAUGAAGAUCAGCACUGUGAGCUCAACUGCCGGGCCAUAGGCUUCAGGUUCUAUGUGCGACAGUCAGACAAGGUGAUCGAUGGGACGCCCUGUGGACAGAACAAUACUUCUCUCUGUGUGGCGGGAAAGUGUACGAGUCUAGGCUGCGAUGAGUAUCUGGGAUCAGGAAAGGUGAUGGACAAGUGUGGUGUGUGUGGAGGCGACAACACAACCUGCAGGCUGGUCUCCGGAGUCUUCAAACACAGUCUGUCCAAGAUCGGCUACCACAAGAUAGUGGAGAUCCCAGAGGGAGCCACCAAGAUCAACAUCACAGAGAUGGUGAAGAGUCGAAACUACCUAGCUCUCCGAAGCCGAUCGGGGCGAUCCAUCAUUAAUGGAAACUGGGCUAUUGACCGGCCAGGGAAUUAUGAGGGAGGGGGGACCAUGUUCACCUACAGCAGGCCCAAUGAAAUCCGUAGCACCGCCGGGGAGUCCUUUCUCGCUGAAGGGCCUACCAAUGAGAUCCUAGAUGUUUAUAUGAUCUUCCAGCAGCCAAACCCUGGUGUUCACUAUGAGUACAUUCUCCCCUCUGAGAAACCAGUUGGCCCUCAGCAACCAAACCACAAACCAGAAGGGAAUGCUGUGAAUGGACAGGGUGGGUACGACCUUCACAAUAAUCCUCAGCAGGAAAACUACAACCCAGCAGGUGGGGGGGGGUACCCUCCUCGUCUCCCCGACAACCAGGUACCCGCCGUACAGCCACCCAGACGUGAGAGAGAGUACAACUGGAAACUGGCUGGUGCUACAGAGUGCAGUGCCUCCUGUGGUAAAGGUUUCAGACACUCCAUCUUUCACUGCGUCCACCGAUUGAACCAUAACCAGGUUUCAGACACUUUGUGUGACAGCAGCAGCAGACCGACUCCGCAGGAAGAGCCCUGCAACCUGCAGCCCUGCCCGGCAUUCUGGGAUAUUGGAGAGUGGUCAGAAUGCAGCAAGACCUGUGGCCUGGGCAUGCAGCACCGGCAGGUGCUGUGUCGCCAGGUUUAUGCCAACCGCACCCUCAACGUCCACACAAGUCGCUGCCAACACCUGGAGCGGCCCGAAACAGCCAGUACCUGCCAGCUGAAGAUCUGCAGUGAGUGGCAGAUCCGCUCCGAGUGGACCGCUUGCUCGGUGCCAUGUGGGCUGGGUCAGAGGUCACGGGAUGUUCGCUGUGUCAGCAAUGUGGGCGACUUUGUUCUUGAUGAGGAGUGCAACAUGAAUCUGCGACCCUUUGACGUAGAGAACUGUGACAUGGGACCCUGUGCCAAGAGCUGGUUCUACACUGAGUGGGGCAGUAGGUGCUCUGCUGAGUGUGGGAUGGGUGUACGGAGCCGGGGAAUCCUCUGCCUGACCAACCACGUUGGCAGCCUUCCUCUGGAGGGGUGUGGCAGCGAGCGGCCUGCAGACUCUCAGGUCUGCAACAACGGCCCCUGUGAGAAUCGCAUUGAGUGGUACACAGGCCCCUGGAACCAGUGCUCUGCAGAGUGUGGCGCAGGCAGCCAGCAGAGGUCAGUGGUGUGUCUGAUGAAGUCAGAUGAAGGAUUCACUGUCAUGCCACCAUAUGAGUGCUCCUCCCUGGAGCGGCCUCUCAGUCAGCAGAGCUGCAACCUCAAAGCCUGUGGAGCAAAGUGGUACCACACUGACUGGAGUGCUUGUUCAAAAACAUGUGAGGGCGGUUUCCGCGUGCGGGAGGUGCGCUGCCUGUCUGACGACAUGCUGUCCAGUGAGGACUGCGACGAGAAGCUGAAACCAGCAGUGAAGGAAGACUGCAACCCAGAGCCUUGCGUACCUCAAAUAGAUGAGAACUGCAGAGACAAGUACUUCAACUGCAACGUUGUGGUCCAGGCUCGCCUCUGUGUGUACGAUUACUACAAGACUACAUGCUGCGCUUCAUGUUCAAGAGUGAACCACAGACAGUCGAUCCAUCGGGCCCGCAGCUAGCACUCUCUGCCAGAGUCGCUCAACUCCAUGCAGGGCCAGACUCAGUACCUGCUGCAAGCUCCUGGACCAGCCAGAGAAGUGGACAGGCUGGACCUUGCCUAAAAUGGACACUUGAUUUAUUUGCCUGGGAUGGGAAAUGUAGAGAGAACAUUUCUGUCAGUUCAUUUGGAGUCAGCUGCUGGGAGAGAGGAAUAACUUAGGAUAGUGAAGGACAGAAAUCCACUCACUGGAUAAACAGAGCCCUGGCAGGGUGAGAGACAUCAGUAGCAAACCAAGGAGCCUACAAACCAUUAAUGGAAUUUAACCACGUCUUUUUUUUUCAUUGGAAGCAGUUUGCAGCCAUCUUCCACCUACAGUAUAAUGUCUCUUGUGGAUUACAUAUGAAGAGGAGAGCUCCUGUAACUGUUAAACAUGGACAGUGUAUAGACUGUGUCUGUUCUAAUAUGGUUCUUUACAAUCUACAGAUUUUCACGUGCUGUCAUAUGAAGUUGAUACUGUCUCACCUAUUAUCAACUAUUUAACACCCUCUUUGUUCACCAAAGAUAUGUAACCUCAUCAUACUGGAGACAGUAACAGAUAAACUAUUUUUUUUCGUAAGAAAAAAAAACUGUGCAUCAAACCCACAAUAUUGCAAAUGGUGUAUCCAUUAUGCAGCAUUGCAAUGAAUGAACUCACAAAGAAAAUAUCUUUGUGGCCCAGAUAGGAUUUUUUUGAUGGCCUAAGCAGUGGAAAACGACCCUUUUUCCUGCCUGCACAGCCAUGAGGUGUAAAUGCAACCUAUGUAAUAUGUAUGUACAUAUGUAUGUAUGACAGAGUGAAUGAUAAAGUUUUUUUUAAGAAGUACUCAGACAGUCCUUCCAGCAACUGAAGAGAAAAAAGCCCUCUUUAUUUAUUUGUGUGGCUCCCCACGGAGGACACUGGUUUAUCGGCCACCGGUGGCCCCUUUUUGGCUGCGGGGAUAAAACCUUUGCUGCCUCUCCACCAAUCACAGUCUCAAAACUGAAUGUAGGCAUUCCACAGCCUGCUGGAUGGUUGAAGCAGAUGGUGAGAAACCCUAAUGUAUUUUUGAGUUGAAAACAAACUGCAUAUAUAUAUAUACUGUAUAUAUAUUUUCUUCUUCUUCUUUUUUUCUGUGGGAGAUGAUCAUUCCACAAUUGUAUAAUUCCUGCUCCAGAUGAAAUCACCAAUCAUACAUAAUUGGCUUAUCCAUAAAAUAUCAAUAUGUGAUUGUAAAGAUAAAUCAUUACAGUAUUUAAAACUGUUGAUCUGGUAUGGUAUGCAUAAAGUUUAUUUUAAAAGUAAAUCUUUGUUUAUGAACCAGCAU